Molecule: messenger RNA, 1785 nt
Organism: Etheostoma spectabile (orangethroat darter)
Lineage: Eukaryota; Metazoa; Chordata; Actinopteri; Perciformes; Percidae
Product: E3 ubiquitin-protein ligase Hakai-like
Biological process (GO): regulation of cell adhesion; protein ubiquitination
Molecular function (GO): ubiquitin protein ligase activity
Source: RefSeq, a predicted model, not a curated record
UGCAUUGCGUUCAGGAUCCGACCAUGGACCAAAGCGCAGACAAUGAUCUCCAAGGAAGUGAUGGUUCUGGGAUUUUGGGGGGCCCAGAUGUCCGCAGACGGAUCCCCAUCAAGCUCAUAUCCAAGCAGCCCGUAAGGAGCAAACCUCCGCCCCGCACCCAGAGACCCGGCGGCAGGCCGUGCAAAAGCGAGGCCGGAGUAGACGACACCUUCGGCUUCAAGCAGGAGGAGAGGUUCGACUGUGGAGCUAAAGCUGGGGACGUGUUUGCAACUCAGAGGAGGUUCCCCCAGGCACUGUUCUGGGACUAUAAGUUAAAUCUGAUUGGAGAACGAGAUGAAGUACCGAUCCACUUCUGUGAUAAAUGUGGUCUCCCUAUCCAGCUCUACGGACGCAUGAUCCCCUGCAAACACGUCUUCUGCUACGACUGUGCUCUGCUCCACGAGAAGAAGGGAGAGAAGAUGUGCCCCGGCCUCACGAUGUACAACUGCACAGACCUGGUGCAGCGCAUCGAGCAGAGCCAGCGGGCGCUCUACAUGUGCAGCGUUGUGCCGGGAUGCAAGCGCACCUACCUGUCCCAGCGGGACCUGCAGGCCCACGUCAACCACCGCCACAUGAGGGCCGCCAAGUCCUCCGCCGGCCGACCGGAGCCCGUGCACCUGCCCCCCCCCGCGUCCGAGGUCCCGGACCGCUUCCGCGUGCCUCCGCCUCACCUGCCCAAGAACCACGUGCACCUCCCGAACCCGCUCCAGCACGGCGGUCACGACCCCUACGGCCAGCCGCCCCCGCCGACACCCCACGAAGCCCCGCCCCCGAGCGCUCUCGGUCCCGAGACGUUCCGCAUCGCCACGGUAACAACCCGUAAGCACAGCAACCUCAUCACCGUGCCCAUCCAAGACGACUCCUCGUCUCGAGACCCCCUCCCUGGUGGGCUGGGCCCCGCUCAGCCACCCCACCACCACCCCGGGGACUACCCUGGGCAGCCGCCUGUAGUGUCCCACUCUCACCACAUGAUGGCCCCCCCGCAGCAGCACUUCGGCCCGCCGCCCCCCCCACCGCCCCCUAUCAACCACCCCAUGCAGCAUCCCCCCCAGGCCUCUGGUACACCACAUAUGGUGUACAACCAGGCCCCUCCGCCCCCCAUGUCCUCGGCUCCACCACCCAUCACCCCGCCACCGGGGCACAUCAUGGGCCAGAUGCCCCCCUACAUGAACCACCCGCCCCCGGGGCCUCCGCCACAGCACAGUGGCCCCCCUGUCAACGCCCCCCCACCUCACCAUUACAACCCCAACUCCAUGCAGCAGUUCCCCGAAGACCAGGGUACCCUCAGUCCCCCGUUCAGCCAGCCGGGAGGGCUCAGUCCCGGGAUGUGGCCCGCUCCGAGAGGGCCCCCGCCUCCGCGAAUGCAGGGCCCUCCCCCCCAGGGCCAGAUGCCCGGACCACACCACCCAGAUCAGGGCCGCUACCGGCCUUACUACCAGUAAACUGAGUGUGUCCUUCUGUUCCGUGCCACCGGUCUGGAUAAUGGGAUCGGAGACCCUCAGGGGUACCGGGUGCAGGACUUGGAUACGACAUUAGCCCCCAAGAAAAUGUGCAUGUGCUGCACAUUUUAGUUAAGUGUCCUGAACUUCCCGCUGAAAAUACAAUAGACUUGGAGAAGCGCAGCAAUGUCCCUUUUUCUUUUUUAUAGUGUAUGGUAAAUAUUUCUGUAUAAAUGUCAGCUGAUUCCACGCACAUGUACUGAACAUUGAAAGAUACUAACUACUUCCCAAUAAAUUUGUAACAGCA